AAAUUAAUUAGUAUUUAAAUUUAUUUUGUAUUCUCUAUAAAUUGCUAAACUACUCCUCGAUAUUUGUCAGUUUACAUUCGAGAUUUUAUUGAACUACAAUUCAUAUUUAAAAAUUAAAAUGAAUAAAAUUGUUUUACCAAUUGUCUGCUUAAUAGUUAUGACAACUUAUGCUGAAAAGCCAAACUGGUAUCCUGACAAUCUUGAUGAGAUUGCAAAAAAAUGUCUCGAAGAAAAUCAACUAAAAAACGAUUAUGAUAAAGAUGUAAAAUAUCAUCAGUUCGAGGAUAGUACACAGGUACACAAUCUUUUCCUGUGCAAAGCUAAGGGUAUGAAUAUUUACAGCGAGGACACUGGACUGAAUGUAGAUCGAUUGAUUUAUGCUUUUUAUAAAAAAGAAAUGGAUUGUAUGAAACUCUCGGUGCAAGAUUGUGUCAACAAAUAUAAAGAUUUAUCCUCAGCUGGAAAAAUGAUUUAUAAAGUGAUCUAUUGUAUUGUGGAAAAGGAAGAUGAGUUAUCGGCAAGUGAUAGAGUUAAUAAAACUGAUUGUUCUUUUUAAUUUGAAAUAAGUAGCUGCUUAUAAAAUUUAUUAAGAAAAACGAAUAGUAAUAAAGUAAAAUUUCGAUCUACUUUUAAAAAG
Messenger RNA from Lucilia sericata (common green bottle fly), 637 nucleotides. RefSeq lists its product as uncharacterized. The coding region runs from base 119 to 556 and encodes 145 amino acids. Gene Ontology annotation, molecular function: odorant binding. The transcript is spliced from 2 exons. NCBI's taxonomy places the organism in Eukaryota, Metazoa, Arthropoda, Insecta, Diptera, Calliphoridae. The record is from RefSeq and is a predicted model, not a curated record.